AUCACGGACCAGAAGAUUUAAUUCUCCUUGUUAUAAAUGUGAGUGUAGCGCAAUAAGGUAGUUCAGGAGAAUGAGACAUCUACAAAAGAGAAAUUUGAAAACAAUUCACUGGAUUCAACGCCAGUCUGAAACCUUACUUGAUUUUUAUUUGUUACCAGGACUCUUUUAGUAAUUAAGAUGGCCACCUCCUGCAGCUCUCAGUUGAGUAAAUGCGUUAAGCAGCAAUACUUGGAUCUCCCGCAAGGUGACAAGGUGCAAGCUAUGUACUUCUGGAUCGAUGGAACGGGAGAGAACGUUCGCUGCAAAACCCGAACACUGGACUCCGAGCCAAAAAGCAUUGAAGAUCUGCCAGAGUGGAACUUUGAUGGCUCCAGUACCUACCAGUCUGAAGGCUCCAACAGUGACAUGUACCUGAUUCCUGCUGCCAUGUUCAGGGAUCCCUUCCGGAAAGACCCCAAUAAACUGGUCCUGUGUGAAGUGAUAAAGUACAACAGGAAACCUGCAGACACUAACCUUCGUCAUUCCUGUAAGAGAAUCAUGGAGAUGGUGGCGAACCAGCACCCAUGGUUUGGUAUGGAGCAGGAAUACACCAUUCUUGGAACUGACGGGCACCCAUUUGGCUGGCCUUCCAAUGGUUUCCCUGGUCCUCAAGGUCCUUAUUACUGUGGUGUUGGUGCAGACAAGGCCUAUGGGAGAGAUAUUGUGGAAGCUCAUUAUAGAGCCUGCCUCUACGCUGGGGUCGAAAUCUGUGGGACAAAUGCAGAAGUCAUGCCAGCUCAGUGGGAGUUCCAGGUUGGCCCCUCUGAAGGAAUCAACAUGGGAGACCACUUGUGGGCAGCCCGGUUUAUCCUACACCGAGUUUGUGAAGAUUUUGGAGUCAUCGUCUCAUUUGACCCCAAGCCGAUCCCCGGCAACUGGAAUGGAGCUGGCUGCCAUACCAACUUCAGCACCAAGGAGAUGAGGGAAGAUGGAGGCUUGACGUACAUUGAGGCGUCCAUUGAGAAGCUUGCUAAGAGGCAUGACUAUCACAUCCGUGCCUACGAUCCAAAGGGGGGGUUGGAUAACGCCAGGCGCCUGACCGGUUGCCAUGAAACCUCCAACAUCCACAAGUUCUCUGCCGGCGUGGCCAAUCGUGGGGCUAGUAUCCGAAUCCCUCGAACCGUGGGCCAGGAUAAGAAGGGGUACUUUGAAGACCGUCGUCCUUCUGCCAACUGCGACCCCUACAGUGUAACAGAGGCACUGAUUCGUACGUGUUUGCUCGGUGAAGAGGGGGAGGAGCCUGUGGAAUACAAGAACUAAACUGAAAAACUGAACUUCACAUUUUAUUUAGCUGUGUUUUAUAAAUUUGUAUUGGGGGGGGGGGGGGGGCAACGACUAUGGGUAUAAAGUCAAUACCGUACUCUCCAGUAACAUAAGUUGACAGGUCAACUUAAAGCAAAAGGAAUUUAAUAGUAACGUUUUAAAACAAAUCUUAACCUUCUGUAGGGCUUUACAAUGCCUGGACACACCAGCAUUCUACUUUUCUUUAAAUAGAGAGAAAAAAAAAAGCAAGAGCUCGCUAUUGUUAAUGGUCAGUGACAAUUGGUUUCAUGCCCUUGGCAAUCUUACAACACCAAUGCUUAUCAUUCCUAAAUCACUAGAUUGGACUAACAUACCUACUAACAAUUUCUGCUGGACACUAAUGGGGUGGAGAGAUUUCUUUUUUUGGAGGGGGGGGAGUGCAAGGACAUUAAAGUUCCCCUUGGUAAGAGCUCUGUUAUCCUAACUAGGUGGGUUAGUAAUGCACUUUUUUGUAUAUGGAGAUUGUUAAGCCAGCAUGUAAUGUGGUGUGUUUUAACUUAACCAUCUGAUCUGACACUAACACUACAAAAUAGUUUGUCACUGUAAUACUUGUUGCUUCUUGCUGUCUAAGCAUUGUCUAAUAGAUUUGUAUGUCAUUUUGUUAGUAAUUUACAAAUAGUGAACAUGGUGUUUUAUUGAACCAUUAAAACAUUUGUUAUAUUUUUACCAA
Molecule: messenger RNA, 2011 nt
Organism: Acipenser ruthenus (sterlet)
Lineage: Eukaryota; Metazoa; Chordata; Actinopteri; Acipenseriformes; Acipenseridae
Product: glutamine synthetase
Exons: 7
Coding region: 178-1299 (373 amino acids)
Cellular component (GO): cytoplasm
Molecular function (GO): glutamine synthetase activity
Source: RefSeq, a predicted model, not a curated record